UCCUUAUCUUACCGCAAACUCCAGCACUAUCUUCCUCGUGUUUCUUAUUUUUAUGCAAAAUAAAUUAAAAAUCCCUGUUCCCAUUUUAUUAUUACGAAACUUGCUUUUGCAGGCAAACCCAAAACCAAAAAUCAAAGUCUCUCUCUCUCUCUCUCUCUUUAUAAUUAUCUGCAUCUCUAUCUUCUUCACCUCGAUUUUCUCUCUCUGGAAAACCCUAACUUUCUCUCUCUAUACUUCCGAUCAUUCCCAACAUGGCGUCUGGAUCAUCGGGUCGGGCCAACCCAGGCACACAGGGCUUCGAUUUCGCGUCGGACGACAUUCUCUGCUCGUACGAGGACUACGGCAACCAGGACUCCUCCAAUGGCAACCACAGUGACCCAGUGAUGGGAAAUAAUCCCAGCAAGCAGGAUUUUCAUAAAAGUAGGAUGGCGAGACAAUCAAUGUUCUCUUCUGCUGCCUAUAGCCAGCCGGAAGAUUCUCUCCACCAAGAUGUAAUUGCUACUGUUGAAAAGAGCAUGAAAAAAUAUGCUGACAAUCUCAUGCGCUUUCUUGAAGGAAUUAGUUCACGGCUUUCACAAUUGGAAUUGUAUUGCUACAAUCUUGAUAAGUCAAUUGGUGAGAUGCGUUCUGAUUUAGUUCGUGAUCACGGGGAAGCAGAUUCAAAGCUCAAGUCUCUUGAGAAACAUCUUCAAGAAGUUCAUAGGUCUGUCCAGAUCCUAAGGGACAAGCAAGAACUUGCUGAGACUCAGAAAGAAUUAGCCAAGCUUCAGCUUGCACAGAAGGGAUCUGCUUCAUCAACCCAUUCCCAGUCCAAUGAGGAGAGAGCUUCCCCACCUACCUCUGAUGGUCAGAAGACUGACAACACACCUGAGACACAUAACCAGCAAUUAGCUCUAGCCCUGCCCCAUCAAGUAGCGCCACAACCACAGCCGGUGGCACCUCCCCCACAGGCCCCAACUCAGAAUGUGACCCAACAACAAUCUUAUUAUUUAUCUCCAACCCAGUUACAAAACCAACCACCACCACAACAUUCUCAGAAUCAAUAUUUGCCUUCUGAUUCUCAGUAUCGAACCCCCCAAGUGCAAGACAUCCCUAGGGUGGCACCACAGCCAACACAAUCUCAAGUAAAUCAGACACCACAAGUCCAAUCUUUCCCUCAGUAUCAGCAAUUACCACAGCCUCAGCAGGUGCAAUUUCCCCAACAGCCCUCUAUGCAACCCCAGAUGAGGCCCCCAUCGACGACAAAUGUUUACCCUUCCUAUCCACCAGGUCAACAGACAAACCCAUCUCCUCCAGAGGCUGUGCCAAGCAGCAUGUCAAUGCAAGUGCCAUAUUCCAGUAUUCCUCAGCAAGGACCUGGUCGUUCUGAUGCCAUGCCUUUUGGAUACAGUGGAGCUGGUAGACCAAUACAACAGCAGCCUCCACCUCAGCAAUUGAAGGGUGCUUUUGGAGCGCAAGCAGGAGAGGGAUAUGCUGCUUCUGGGCCUCACCCUGCACUUCCUCCAGGGAGUACAUAUAUGAUGUACGACGGUGAAGGGGGUAGAACUCAUUAUUCUGCGCAAGUGCCUCAUUAUGGAUAUCCUCCGACAAGUGCCUCUCAUCAGACUCCACAGCCAACAACAGCUCCGAAUCUUAUGGCUCGGAAUCCACAAUUCAUUCGUAACCACCCUUACAGCGAGUUGAUUGAGAAAUUGGCAUCCAUGGGCUUCAGGAGUGAUCAUGUUUUAAGUGUGAUUCAGAGGAUGGAGGAAAGGGGGGAACCCAUUGAUUUUAAUGCCGUGAUUGACAGGUUGUCAAAUGUACAUUCGUCUGGGGGUCCUCAGAGGGGAUGGUCAGGGUAAAAGAAUCAGCAUAUUAUCUAUCUUCCAUUUGGGUGACAAUCAUUGCGUGUGUUUUAUUACGCAUUGAAUAAAGGCUUAUGGUGUCCUCAUAUAUAUGGUUUGAGAGAUACUAGGAUUAUUGUAUAUUUGUGACCUCAUUCGAAAACGUUACUGGUUGUUUUAUGCCAUGCUUUGCUGUCGAGCAAUGAUAACACGAUCUCUCUGUUUCCCCUACCUCGCAUGAUAUUGUUCAGAUGACUGAACAAAUAUUCAGAAUUAGCAUUCCCCUACCUCGCAUGAUAUUGUUCAGAUGACUGAACAAAUAUUCAGAAUUAGCAGGUGCUGUGAAGACUAACUCAAUGUUUGGGACA
Messenger RNA from Prunus persica (peach), 2191 nucleotides. RefSeq names its product transcriptional regulator DEF1. NCBI's taxonomy places the organism in Eukaryota, Viridiplantae, Streptophyta, Magnoliopsida, Rosales, Rosaceae. The coding region runs from base 252 to 1841 and encodes 529 amino acids. The record is from RefSeq and is a predicted model, not a curated record. The transcript has 3 exons.